GCAUUUAAUAUAUGUAAAUUGAACCUUUUAUUUUCGUGUUGAUAGUAAAUUUGGUGUCUAUGUCACGGCCAUCACCAUCUAAUGUAACCAUCUAAAGUAAAUUUACAUCUAAGAUAGCAAUCAAGUGCCUUUUAAUAUGAUCGAAAUAUAUGAUUUCAAAUUCAAAAGUCAUUUUAACGUGUCGUGCAAAUCGAAGCGAGACUCGGUAUAACGCGUCUUCUCUCACUUGAUCAAAUGCCACUGUUCUGCUGACAAGUCAGAAGUGCGUUUCAUUGAAAGUGCGUUUCAAAAACAUAGCAUGAUUUCUUGAAAUUCCAGUUCCAAUACAUCUUUGCUUCCACCCACAAGCAAAGAUGAGUGCAAAAAUUGUUCUUGUUUGUCUCACCACUGUUAUACUUCUUCCUUUGUUGCAACUACCACACUCCUUUGCCUCUGCUAAGACUAAUGUUAGCAUUGGUGAUACCCUUAUCGCAGGUAAUGAGGGUGCGCAAUGGCUUUCUCCAUCAGGAGAGUUUGCAUUCGGAUUUCAUCAGCCAGAGGGUUAUUCCCUUUUCCUGGUUGCCAUAAGAUACCAAAACAUACCUCAUCCCUCUUUCAUUUGGUAUGCAAAUGGAGACAACCCUGCUCCUAAAGGCUCAACACUGGAACUCAGUAAAAGCAGAGGGCUUGUGCUGAAAACCCCACAGGGUGUGAGCUAUGGACAUCACAGCUCAUAUCAGGUACAAUUUCCCAUGGACUAAUGAAUGACACAGGCAAUUUCCAACUUGUAGAUGAGAAUUCACAGAUGUUGUGGGACAGUUUCAGCAAUCCAACUGAUACCUUGGUGCCAACUCAAAUCAUGGAGGUUAAAGGCACACUUUCGUCACGCCAGAGAGAGACCAACUACACACGAGGAAGGUUCCAAUUUCGCUUGCUUCCGGAUGGUAAUGCUGUACUUAAUCCCAUAAAUUUGCCUACAAACCGUACUUAUGAGGCUCACUAUAUCAGUAACACUUAUGAUCCCAACAAUACAACAAACUGCGGUUUCCGAGUGAUGUUUGAUAAUUCAGGAUUUUAUGUAUUGAAGAGGAGCUAUGAGAAGGUUUAUAUUACCAAUCAAAAUGAUAUGCUCUCAAUUGAUUCCUAUUACUAUAGAGCAACCAUGAAUUUUGAUGGAACUUUCACCAUAUCCCGUUACCCCAAAAGUGGAGCUUCAAAUCCAAGCUGGUCAGUUAUAAAGACAUUGCCAGAUGACAUUUGCAUGGAUUUGAAAGCAAUCACGGCUGGUAGUGGGGUCUGUGGAUUCAAUAGUAUCUGCACUCUGGAAGCUGAUCAAAGACCUAAGUGCACUUGCCCCGAAGGUUAUUCUCUUCUUGAUUCAACUGAUGAGUACGGCAGCUGUAGACCGAAUUUGGAACUAGGUUGUGGAGGAAGUGGACAAAGCUUGCAAGAAGAUAUGUACUUCAUGAAGGAAAUGGUGAAUACAGAUUGGCCUGAAUCAGAUUUUGAGUUGUAUCUACAUUACAACUCAGAAGACUGCAAGAAUUCUUGCUUGCAAGAUUGCUUAUGUGCUGUUUCUAUUUUUAGAGAUGAUAGCUGCUGGAAGAAGAAACUGCCUCUCUCAAAUGGAAGACGGGGUGGACGAGUUCAGGCAUCUGCUUUCAUUAAGUUGAGGGAAAAUGAUGCCGUGUCAGAUACUCCUUCAAAUUCAUUCAUAGAAGAGAAGGAAAAUGAAAAAGAUCAAGACACUUUGGUAACUGUGAUAGCAGUCCUUCUAGGAGGUUCUGUCUUUUUGAAUCUCAUGGUGAUCAGUGCAGUAUGUAUUGGCUUCCACUUCUACUACAAGAGAAGUUCUACAAAUAAUACUGUUGCAGAAACCAAUUUGCGCAGUUUCAGCUUUAGAGAGCUUGUGCAGGCAACAGAUAACUUCAGAGAAGAAUUGGGAAGGGGGUCGUGUGGAAUUGUCUUUAAAGGAAAAACGGAUUUGGCUACUAUUGCUGUCAAAAAACUGGACAAGUUGCUCAAAGACAGCGAUAAGGAAUUCAAAACAGAAGUGAAUGUAAUUGGCCAAACUCAUCACAAAAACUUGGUUCGCCUGAUUGGAUAUUGUGAUGAGCUAGAAAACCGGAUUCUGGUGUAUGAGUUCAUGAGCAAUGGCAGUUUGGCAAAUUUCCUAUUCAGAGAUUUCAAGCCUAACUGGAACCAAAGAGUCCAGAUUGCCUUUGGGAUAUCAAGAGGGCUGGUUUACUUGCACGAGGAAUGCUUCACCCAGAUCAUCCACUGUGACAUAAAGCCUCAAAAUAUACUUCUUGAUGAGCAUUACAAUGCAAGAAUAUCAGAUUUUGGGUUGUCAAAGCUACUAAUGAUUAAUCAAAGCCGCACAGAAACUGACGUUCGAGGAACAAAAGGGUAUGUUGCACCAGACUGGUUCAGGAGUGCGCCAAUCACAACCAAGGUUGAUGUCUACAGUUUUGGUGUGCUGCUUCUGGAGAUCAUUUGCUGCAGGAGAAAUGUAGAUGAUAAGUUUGAGAUCGAUGAGAAAAGCAUUUUAACUGACUGGGCUUAUGACUGCUAUAGGAAUGGAAGAAUAGACAUUCUGGUUGAAAAUGACGAUGAGGCUAUCAAUGACAUAAAUAAGUUGGAAAGGUUUGUGAUGGUAGCUAUUUGGUGCCUUCAAGAGGAUCCCUCUCUCAGGCCAACAAUGAAGAAGGUGAUGCUUAUGCUGGAAGGAAUAGCUCCUGUCACAAUUCCACCAAGUCCCUGCCCUUAUGCCUCUGUUACUGUUAGUUGUGGUUGAAAAACAGUUUCAUUUUAUCUCUUGCUUUUUCGUGGUUUUGUGAUUAGAUGUUUGCUAUUCAUUUUACUUCUCCUUGUAUAUGUAGCUGAGUAGCUUCUCAAGGAUAAAAAGUUACAAAAGUAAUCAAAUAGUAGUAAUAUAACACAUUGGCUCGGCUUUGCCAUACCGUAGUACAUGUUUGUAGAACUUCUGAAAAAACUUCAGAGAUUGUUGGGUAGAAGUCACAAAAAUAAGUGUUGUAUCUGUAUAAUAUACGUUUCAAUCCAACUCAUAAAAAUAAAAGAAAAAGUGCCCUUAUGUUGUAGA
This is a messenger RNA of Vigna unguiculata (cowpea), 3082 nucleotides long. RefSeq names its product G-type lectin S-receptor-like serine/threonine-protein kinase RLK1. The record is from RefSeq and is a predicted model, not a curated record. Gene Ontology annotation, biological process: protein phosphorylation. Gene Ontology annotation, molecular function: protein serine/threonine kinase activity; ATP binding. NCBI's taxonomy places the organism in Eukaryota, Viridiplantae, Streptophyta, Magnoliopsida, Fabales, Fabaceae.